UGCACGCCUAAACUACGGACUGCACGCUCUUGGUAUUGCGACAACCCAUGCUGCCAAGCUGGGACUGCGACGACGCGUUCUGAUCGACAUCACAAUUGGUUCCCUUAUCUCUACGUGGCAUUCAGCACACCAACACAGAACAGGUCGGGCCAAAGCAAUGCAGCCCCAGGGACGUAAACAUCCUUUAUAAUUUCUCCAACAUGUGGGAUUGGCGACCAUGUCUUCCCUACGACUAGCCACUGCCUCUAAUGUAAGGGCAUUCCAAUCCUUGUUGAAUGCCCUCAACACAAGCGACAGCAAAUGGGCAGCCUCAAUAGACCGCGAAGCUCUAGAGGACGAAAUAGGAAGAUUUAGAGUCUGGUCUGGAAAUCUAGGAGCACUCUCCAAAGGACCCAGCGCUCUCGACCACCGACUUCGCGAUUCCCCACUUCUUUCCAGCAAUGCACUCAAGUUCCUGGAAGAACUCGAGGGGAACCUUAACGAAGCAUUUGCUAUUGUAUCUGGAACUCGUCUACCCUAUGAAGAGCAACCUAAGCCAGAAAAGCCCGAGGAAGAGGAUGACGACGACGGUUUCUUCAGCGAGGAUGAGGACGAGGACGAGAACGACUUAAGUGGCUCUAAGACCGAGUUGAGCAUGCGCUUUUCAGAGAUUGUCGAUAUCAUUGACAACUUGUAUAAACUAAGUGUCCGCAUCAGAACACCAACCCUGAGAUCAAGGUCGCUCAAAGCGGCUUCUUAUAAACCGAAAGAUCCAGAGACAGGCGUCGAUAUACUGAGCACGUACGCCGAAUACGACCUGCAACAUAUCAAGGAGCUGCUUUCGCAUCUUAGACAGCCACACCCUGUGGGUGAGAAGUAUGAGGAAGAUUUCUUAGUUGCGCGACUAGGUGCAGGUAUCACUCUUCGACGUAGACAAUUCAAAUACUGGAAGCGACAUCGAGACAAAUUGGGCGCCUCUACAAUCAUUGAAGAAGCUGCGAAACCUGUACAGCCUGUUCAGCCCAUGAUUGAGACUGAUCAGCCGCAACGUUACGACACCAUGGAAGUCCGCUUAGGAGAACCUAUCAAUGUAAUAGCACCGAGCCAAAAGACCGGCAAAACCCUGCUUUCAGGGACAGAAGCAACGCAGCAUCAUCAAUCAUUGGAUGAAAUUGUUGACGCCAGAUCGAUGACUAGCUACGCUGUCACAGUCAAAGACAUACAUGGGAAAGGGAUUGAUCUACCUCCACCCCCAAAAGCCGCCAACGGGGACAAAGAUUUCGAGUGUCCAUACUGUUACAUCAUAUGCCCAGCACGGUAUGGACGAGGACGAGCUUGGAGAACCCACCUUCUACAGGAUUUGCAGCCGUACAUUUGUACCUAUUCUGAAUGUGAAAGCCCUGAGCGGCUGUUCCGCGGUCGAAGAGAAUGGGUUGAACAUGAAGCUAGUCAUCGCAAAGCCUGGAGGUGCCCAGAACACCCAACAGCGAUAUACAAGACUCAUACAGGGUUGGAGAAUCAUCUCCGGCGGAAGCAUAUAGAUAGCUUCCCUGAGAGCGAAGUUUCCAACAUCGUCAAGGUGGGCGAGACUGCCACGUUAGACUUGCGGCAAGAGUGCCCUAUUUGCUAUGUGUCCGCAGAUACUGCAGAUUUAGGUGAUUUCCAGAGCCACAUUGCCCAACAUCUCGAGCGAAUCGCUACCUUUGCUCUCCCUAACGCCAUAGAAGAUGACUCAGAUGGCGCAAGCAGUGCUGCGAGUCGAGGAUGGUCGGGCGACAUGUCUUUGCACAGCGACUCUACGGAGGGACAGGAAGAUGAAAAGAAAGAAGCCGAUACGUUACAGGAUGCUCGAUCCCCUAGCCUGACUCAAAGCGUGGAACCGAGUCGGAUGGUUCUAUCAGCCGAAAGCCUGCAACAAGUGCCCGAUGCAAGCCAAAGCCGAGUCGACAUGAUUGCCAGUCAGUUAAACGAACAAGGCAACGUAGAUGAUCCACCACUCGAUGAUGAUGAAUCUGGUGGUCAGCACGUCGAGCAAGAAGAGGUCGAUGAGACACCAGCCGAGGUGCAAGAGCACCUAGAGCAGAGGGACAACUUCCGAACUUAUAUGAUGUCCUUAUCGGGUUCUGAGUCGGUUCGAUUCUACAAACAAUACGGUGCUUGGUCUGGUCAAGCUAUCUUCAAAGACGACGCUGCUGCUCUGCAAGCUCUUGAAUCUUUCGACGCUCGAAGAUUUCCAUCUGUAAGGGUUCACCUGAGUUCGUUGUCCAAAAGCAGAUUGAAGUUUGCACUUUCAAACCCGCCUAGAGGUAAAGCCAAGCGAUUGCCGCCAAAUCGUCAGUCAAAUCUGGAAACGCAGGAAAACGAGGACACACGCAGUGCCUCAUCAGGUUCGAUAGUGCAUGACGGAGAAGAGGAAAAGAAUAAGAGAGGACCGAUCCUUACUGUGUCUGAGAUCCCUACGCUCCGCUCGUUGUACAGGUCACGGAGGCUCAUGCAGCGUGACCAAAGAUAUGCGCCCAAUGACGUCUACAAUCGGAUGAUAUCCUUUUGCUACUACGACCUGACGAGGCUAAAGGUAGACGCGAUCGUCAACAGCGCUAACAGUGCUAUGAAAAUCACGAAAUCUCCUGAAACGCUCAAUCACGCUGUCCAUAAAGCUGCGGGACCAGGCAUGAGACAAGAGGCAAAGUCGAAAGGCAAAGUCAAAGCUGGGCAAGUAGAGCUGACCCAUGGGUAUGACCUUCCAAGUCCUUGGGUUAUCCACGCGUCACGACCACAAUAUUCUGCUUCGAAGGGCAUGGGCGAAUUCAACGUGCUCACACAAUGUUACCGUAGCGCCUUGAAGAUGGCUCUCAACUAUGACUUCAAGCAGAUUGCUUUCCCAUGUCUGGGCACAGGAGGAUGUGGCUUCCCUCCACGAGUGGCCGCCCGCAUCGCGCUUCAAGAGGUUCGAGACUUCUUAGACGCUCACACUGAUAACAACUUGGAGCGAAUCGUCUUUUGUGUCAUGAGCGCAGUAGACGAAAAGGCUUACAUGGACUUUUUCCCUGUGUUCUUCCCACCAACAUAUGGAGACCUCGAAGUCGCGAAGUCGUCGGAGUGGUCGGCAAACCGUGCUGCACUAGCCAUCCAGGUCCUGGAAACUCGUACCCAGGUCCAGAAAUUGUUCGAGGAGCUGUCCACGGACUUCAGCCUGGUAGUGCCGGACUUCGACGAAAAGAUUCUUGGUGAGCUCAGCGCUAUUGACUCCGCACUGGCUUCGAUUCGAAGCUUCCUGUUAGGGCCUAAGGAGCUAAAACGAAGUUUGGGGGAUCUUAACCUGAUCUGCUCGGUCAUGCAAACGGUUUGUGGCAGCGUCACUGAAACCACCGAGCUGGCCAAAGAUACAUCAGGAUUAGUACCAAAGCAUAAAGAAAUUUGGGAUGAUUACAACGCUCAUAUGAGGACAACGCACGCAAGCGAUCUUGUCCAUUUUCUGGUGGACUGCCAGAACUUUGUGCAAUGUCUAGACGACAUCUUAACGCGCGAUGGUAUCGAGUUGGACGAAAUGUCUAAUAUGCGACAACGACUGGAUAGUUACAAAGCCAAACAAAUUGGACAAGACGCAGAAGGCAUUCGCGACCACCUAGAUGAAGUUCUCUACACUCGUGAGUUUCAACGACAGACAGUGUCCCACGCUCGUGAAACUGUUAGACUGCAUGAAAUAUCGUCGGUUGCUCGACUUUAUCAACUCGGUGAGCUCCAAUCAAAGCCUACCUUGGCGCAUCCUUCUGCAAUUUUCAACCACACAGUUUGCUUAAACAGAGUGGAUAUCACUCAGCUAGAAGUUGACAUUAUAGUUAACUCAACAGAUGUUUUCUUCAACGGGAUGGGCACACUUGAUCGUACCGUGUUCAAGAAAGGCGGAUUCGAACUACGGGAAGAAGUCAAGAAAUUUGGCAUGUGCAACGAAGGCGAUGUGAGGGCGACGCCGGGAUAUCUGCUUCCGGCCAAACACAUCCUCCAUACAGUGCCGCCUCAACAGUAUGGGAAGGACACUAGAAAUUUGUUGCGUCGAAUCUACCGUGACGUCCUACAUACGGCCGUCUCAAUGCGGGCGACAUCGAUUGCAAUACCAAGCAUUGGCACAGGCAUGCUGAACUAUCCACGACGUGAUUGCGCAUCACUGGCAAUGGAAGAAGUCAAGGGAUUCCUCGAAUCUGCGGAGCCCACUAGUUUACUUGAGAAGAUCAUUUUUGUGGUGUACUCAUCUAGCGAUGAGUUCAUUUACAAGAGUCUUUUGCCAGUCUACUUCCCACCAAAGGAGUAUGGUACUCAAGCACUACCUACUACGCAACCUGCCGGGCCAAAGAGCGAUUCACCAUCCGUAGAGUCAUCUUCAACUCGUCGUCGAACACUGUUCGGGUCCAUCGGCGAAGCCUUCCGUAAUGUGCGUUUCGGCAAACAGGCUGAGACUUCACGUCAAAUCGACACAUACGAAGAACAUGCGCUGAUCGCCUUCGAGUCACACGCCAAAGACUGCGUCAUCUGUAAAGAUAUCAAUAAAUUAUAUCUGGAUGGGCGGGAUCUGUGUGAAAAGGGCUAUCCGCUUGCACAAGUGGUGUUGUGGUACAUGAACAUGUCUAUGGAUCAAAUCGUGCAUACCAAACCCGACAAUACCGGCCAGCGCAUGGGAUUAGAGGUUCCCACCGAUUUGUUCCCGCUAUCACUGAGUCUAUUGACUACAGUGGAAAAGAGUUUGCGAGAUGAAGGUGGACGCAGACCAUUUGUCAGUCAGAACCGACGAUAUGCAGCCACAGUUCAGGACCAGCGGCAAGAGGGCGCCGCACAAUCAUCUAUUAUAACGCAUGAGGCGGAAAGCACAGAGUCAGCUACAAUCUCAGGAGGCCGAGAGAAGCCUCGAGCAGAAGUCGCUAUCUGGUCUAACCUUGCAAAGAGGUGGGACCCAGUAUACCCUAGCGAGUGUAGCAUCCACAUCUAUCCAGGCAAGGUUGAGUUCCGUGAGUCGGACCAUCCAGCAGCAAACCAAGUUCCACUGCUAGCUCUUCAGCUUAUCGCCACCACUGUUGUAGCGAGGCAUGCAGCCAAUACUGAGGUGACUAUUUCUGGUGCUCCACGCCUGGACUCGGUAUUAAAAACCAGUGGAGACAUAUUGCUCCGCAGUCAAAGUGCCAGUGGCUCAGAAGCACUGCUCGAGUCGUUACAGCGUGCGAGAGGUGACGCUUCUGAGCUCCAGGAGGAUUCCGCGCGAAUUGAUCGCGGACGGGAGCUUGAAUCAGUAGCGGGACCAAGUGACGCUAGGCCUCUGUCAAGCGAGAGUCAAAAGCCGGCUGAAAGUUAUCUUGGGUGGAAUCAGCGGCUGCAUGAUAUCCGCGAAGACCUAGCUUUGGCCAAAAAGCACCGUGAGGGGCGGUUGAGUCCUCUGCAGUCCAGAUUACAAAACCUGAGAGAAGCUACUGACACUUUACGGCCGAGCUCGAGUGAGCAAGGGCGAGCAUCGGAUCUGCCAGUAGAAGGCACCAUCACCCUUCCAGCAGUGCCAUCUGAUAAUCUCUCUACACCCGUUCAGAAAACACCAAGCGAUGGCGGCAACAGCCCACUAGCGGACCAGAUUAUGGCACAUCUGACAAAAGAUCUCAAGACAAGACCAGGCUCCUACAUAGGUCAACACACCAAAGACAUAGCGUCCGCACUUCAGAGAGAGCAGGCGGAGAUUUCAGCCGCCAUCGAAGGACUAGCAGCACAAGACAAGGCCCAUAAUACCAUCGACGGGAGUACGUGGGUCAUAUCGCGCCCUCCAGCAGAGCUUCCUACACUGCUUCCGCAGCAAAGACAGCCGAAGGAACAAAGCAUUCCUGCUUUCGAGCUUAUGAGUCCUCUCGCUGUGCAAAUCCUGUCAUACAUGACAUAUGUCAACCGAGCCAGCGGAAACGAAAGCAGGCAAACCGUACGGGAAAUUGCUUCUGCCCUCCAACUACCUACUUCAGAGAUAUGGCCUGAAAUUAGACAACUAGCAGCACGAGGAGACAUACAGCGCUCCUUGAAUGCAGAGACAUGGGUCGUUACGGCGACACGACGAGAGAAUCAGUCUCCAGCGCAGCAUCCAAGUGGAAAUUUGAGAAAUAGAACGACGGGAAGAUCGCCAGAGCCUCCCUCUACAACCGCCCAAGUCCGGAAUCCUCCCAUCUUCAAAGACACGCCGCCAAGUCCCACUACCGCCGAACCUUCAACGUCAAACACUGACUACGACCUUGCCCUUGACCUCUCCACCAUCAAUUUAGAUGAUUACUUCACACCCUCUGGCGCACGCUGGACACGCAUUGACAAGCGCCUAAUUGACGCACAAGUUCUGCUCGAAGCAGAAGAAGAGUUCGAUGACACGGAAGAAGGUUUUGUCGUGCACCGUGUCUUGCGGCGUGGAGAGGUUAGAACGUGGGCGGAGAAGACGAGGGAGAGGAGAAAUCGGCCGGCUUCGAGUAGUGGAGUUAGGGAACGGAGAGGGGAGUGGGCUACAAGGCCAAGAGAUAGGGAGGAGCGCGGAGGUUGGAGGGAUGGAAGGGGCGAGAAGGAUAGAAAGCAAGCAAAGUUGGAUCGGGUGCUGGCGGGUGACAUGAAAGAGGAAGAGUUGAGACAUUUUGCGGAUAUGGAUGAUGAACGAGAUUGAAUGCUGUAGAUUGAAUUAAUGCAAAAUAUGCCUAUGAUCUAC
Cucurbitaria berberidis CBS 394.84 is the source of this 6685-nucleotide messenger RNA. RefSeq lists its product as uncharacterized. The record is from RefSeq and is a predicted model, not a curated record. The transcript has 6 exons. NCBI's taxonomy places the organism in Eukaryota, Fungi, Ascomycota, Dothideomycetes, Pleosporales, Cucurbitariaceae. Bases 218 to 6643 code for a protein of 2141 amino acids.